AUGCAGACUGCUUCUAAAGGUAGAAGCGCGGCAUCAAAGGAAUCGCCCAAGUCGAUUGCCAGCCCCGUUGCAGUCAGUUCACUAAGGCUGCCCAGCCCGAAGACCGGGUCAGAAGGUAAGAGCUCGCACAGAGACACAGCAUCUACCAGUGCUAAAGCGGCCGCGUCGUCAUCUCCAUCCUCUUCAAAGAAAAAGGGGAAAGAACCUGAAGACAACGAUGAUAACCUUGACGAUCUUUGGGAAGAGAACAUACCGCUGAAGUUGCAAGAAAAGCUUGAAAAUAUCGGCAGCAGUGGGAAUGAAGCUGAACCGAAGAUGGAGUUCGACAGAACAACAGGAAGCUGGAUAGGGAAUGAAGACAUCCUCGAAGAUUUUGAAUCCCCUCUACAAUCUCCGAAGCGCAGUGACAGUGAAGAAGAUGUAGAUAAGUGCAAGAAAGAGGAGCUCGCCUUCACUUUGAACGACGAGGAGUUGAGGAAUCUGAAGGCGGCUUCGGGGAGCAGCGAGCAUCUUGAGAAAGCUUGGUUCAGGGAAGGGCAGGAGCCCUGGCGCAAAGAGAGUGAGGAUGAAGACCAAGAGCACAAGCAGUAA
Molecule: messenger RNA, 591 nt
Organism: Guillardia theta CCMP2712
Lineage: Eukaryota; Cryptophyceae; Pyrenomonadales; Geminigeraceae
Exons: 5
Coding region: 1-591 (196 amino acids)
Source: RefSeq, a predicted model, not a curated record